Molecule: messenger RNA, 2088 nt
Organism: Durusdinium trenchii
Lineage: Eukaryota; Dinophyceae; Suessiales; Symbiodiniaceae
Source: the annotation of a GenBank genome assembly
AUGCCGAAGAAUGAGGACCAGGAGCAAGUCCAAUCCAAAGAACGCCUCCAGGAUGUCAUUGAGGGGAUGGGAAUGGGCCCAGCUCAGAUUGCCUGGGGAAUCUUGGGUGGUGGAAUUUGGCUCGCUGAUGGAGCAGAGCUUCUCUUAGUGAGUUCCGUUACGAGGUCGCUUCAAAAGGAAUGGCACCUAACAGCCGUCAUGAAGGGCCUCAUUGUAUCAGCAGUCUACCUGGGAAUUCUCAUUGGAAACGCCGCUAGCGGUGGUUGCAGCCACCGUUUCGGCCGCCGGGAGAUGAUCGUCCUCUCGUACUGUGGCAUCUUCCUUUGUGGAUUUGUGAGUGCAGCUUGUCGGGCUGCAAUGGCCUUCAUGAUCAUGCGAUUCCUGGGCGGCAUCUUCAUUGGAAUAGGCCAGCCAGCCUGGCUCUCUAUCAGCGCAGAGAUUACCCCUGCCUACUGGCGAAUUCCCAUGGCUGCUGUUUCUCAGUCCUUAUUCGUCGUUGGAGAGAUGUACAUAUCAUUUCUUUUGAUGAUGGAUGACUCAAACAUGCAGUUUUUGCAUUGGCGAGUGCUGCUCCGCCUGGGAACUGUGCCUUCAUUGGUUCUCUUCACUCUCAGCAUGUCGUAUCUGAACGAGUCGCCCAUGUUCCUUGCCCUCAAAGGGCGGAACAAAGAAGCUCGCAGCGUGGUGGAGAGCAUGGGGAGGCUGAAUAAAUCGCCGCCCAGCACGCUGGACUUUGAAAAGCCCUGUGCAGAAGUGAGAGAGGGAACAUUGUUCUCACAAAUGUCGAGACAAAUGACCUUGGUCUUCAGUGAGGAGUUCAUCGUUUGUACCUUUGUGAUCAUGUCAGUGUGUUUCACGCUCAACAUGGUGUACUUUGGCAGCCUCUUCGCUUUCCCUCAGGUGCUGCCCAUGCUGAUGCAUGGACAGGCAGCCUCGGAGCUCUUGGUGGGCGCACUUUGGGAACUGCCUGGCCUGGCCACAGGCUUGCUUCUGGGCAUCACAGCAUCCAGGCGUAAUUCACUGAAAGUCUACCUUACAGCUUUGACAUGUUCCAUUGUGUGCUUCAUCGUGGGAGCCCAUGGCCACCCUGAGCAUGGAAAGCUCAUGAAGGUCUUCCUGUACAUUGGCUACUAUGGCAUCAAAUGCGUCCCAAACAUCGGAUUUAUCGUGGCUUACCAGAUGUCUGCAGAGCUCUAUCCGACGGAGGCAAGGAGCAUGGGAGCUGGGUUGGCCUUGGCAGCUGGUCGGUUGGCGGCCAUGAUUUCUCCAUUGAUCUACGAAGCUGUUGUGAUCUGGACGGGGACCUAUUUGGUCUUCUUUCUCUUGAUGGCCACGAUGUGCGUGAGCAAUUUGUACAUGGUCGCUUGGAUUAUUUCUGUGGACUGGGGCCAGGGGCCAUUGGAAUCUCAAAGGGAGAGCGAGUCCAUACUGGAAAAUAUGGCCGAGAUUUUGUUGAAGUUGCACUGCAGCCCUAAUUGUCACCUCCACCUGAUGAUUUGGAACAUUUGUCGGGCUUUCAAGUUGCCUCCAAAUUUCACUGUUGCUGGCUUGAAAGAUGCCUUGGUGCAGGUGAUGCCGAUUAACAAGGGCAAUCCCGAGAGGAUUCAGGACGACCAAUUCCUGCGAGGAGUCUUGUUUGUUGAGAAAGCCAUCUUCGCUUGUCCUCUGCCAGGGAAGGCAUGGAUUGAGUUGGGGCGCUGGAACCCCGUGUCGCUCCUCUUUCUGGUCCCAGCAUGGUCGUACCAAGUGUCUGGUCCAGCUGAUCAUUGGUGGUUUGUUGCCAGGAGUGCGAACAACAUGUACUUUUAUGCUGCUCAGUUCUGCAUGGACGAAAGUGGAAAGAACCACGUGACUGGUUCGGUUUACCUGGGACUGCCUGGUGCUGUGGCCAGCGGCCUUCAAUACCCCGAGGCCAACUGUUGGCUUGCAAGGGAGUGGGCCCCUUGCAGAAAGCCUCGCGCCAAGCGAGAUUUGGACAGGUUAUUGAUGUCGAAUCCCUCAGCGCAAAUUCCCUAUUCCUGGAUGGACAACAAUUGUCAACAUUUCGCGGUGAACCUUUACGAAGGCGAUCAUGGCCACAUUGCUUGA